Strongylus vulgaris is the source of this 366-nucleotide messenger RNA. Lineage: Eukaryota; Metazoa; Nematoda; Chromadorea; Rhabditida; Strongylidae. The record is from the annotation of a GenBank genome assembly.
AUGAGGUUACUCCUACUACUAACCCUCGCUGGGUUAGCAGUCGGUCUGAAGGAGCAGAUCUGCGAUGGUCGGGUCAAUGGAGUAUAUGCAAGCGGUGUAUGCUCUAACGUCUUCAAUCACUGCUAUAAUGGUGAAGUAACAAAGAAAAACUGCCCGCGAGGUCUAGUCUUCAAUCCAGACAACAAUCUUUGCGACUACGAUGGCAAUGUACAAGGAUGCGACACUCGGGAAGAGAUGUCGUGCGCGAAGAAAAAAGACGGAACGUACACUAUCGGCUGUUCGUCUACAUUCUUCUUCUGCAGUAAUGGCAAUAUCCACGUUAGCAAAUGUCAAAACGGGCUUUUCUACGAUGUCGAUCGAAAUACG